This is a messenger RNA of Dictyostelium purpureum, 297 nucleotides long. RefSeq lists its product as uncharacterized. Lineage: Eukaryota; Evosea; Eumycetozoa; Dictyosteliales; Dictyosteliaceae. The transcript has a single exon. Bases 1 to 297 code for a protein of 98 amino acids. The record is from RefSeq and is a predicted model, not a curated record.
AUGGUUAUCCCAAAUCAAAUUGUAUCACCAAAUAAAAUAAAUAUAUUAUCAGAUUAUCCAAAUAUAAAUAAUAAUAUAAGGAAUCAUCACCGUCGUCGUCAUCGUAAUAAUUUAAAUAUAAAUAUAAAUAAUAAUAUAUAUAUAAAUAAUAAUAAUAAUUUAAAUAAUACUAUAAAUAAUAACGAUCUUUUAAACAAUAAUGAUAAUAAUAAAUUAUUUUUAAAAAUUAAAAAGUUCUUUUCAAAUAGCCAAUGCACACCAAAAAUUGUAAUCUAUGAAUUUGUUCCAUAUCAAUAA